Messenger RNA from Haemonchus placei, 390 nucleotides. The record is from the annotation of a GenBank genome assembly. NCBI's taxonomy places the organism in Eukaryota, Metazoa, Nematoda, Chromadorea, Rhabditida, Trichostrongylidae.
AUGCUUUGGGUAUGGGGAAUAUUCGCCAUCAUCGGAACGGCAAUAGGUCAGAGUCCUGUCUUCAAGAGAUUCGAAUAUAAGCAUUCGUUCCGUGCACCGAAUCUGGCUCAGCGAGACGGUUCCAUACCCUUUUGGAUGGUGUCUGGAGAUGCGAUCGCGUCCAGUGACCAGUUACGUCUUGCUCCUUCGAUGCGCAGUCGUAAAGGUAUUGCAUGGAAUAAACGACCAAUGACUGAAAGCGAGAACUUCCAGAUUGAUGUCAGCUUAAAGAUUACCGGUCAAGGGCGUAUAGGUGCAGAUGGAAUGGCAAUAUGGUAUACAGCCCAGAUGGGUGCAUUAGGUCCGGUUUUUGGUGCCAACGAUUUCUGGACCGGAAUGGGUAAGUAUUGA